Meira miltonrushii is the source of this 1713-nucleotide messenger RNA. Its product is annotated as putative serine/threonine protein phosphatase 4 catalytic subunit. Gene Ontology annotation, molecular function: protein serine/threonine phosphatase activity. The coding region runs from base 325 to 1242 and encodes 305 amino acids. NCBI's taxonomy places the organism in Eukaryota, Fungi, Basidiomycota, Exobasidiomycetes, Exobasidiales, Brachybasidiaceae. The transcript has a single exon. Gene Ontology annotation, biological process: peptidyl-serine dephosphorylation; double-strand break repair via homologous recombination. Gene Ontology annotation, cellular component: cytoplasm; nucleus. The record is from RefSeq and is a predicted model, not a curated record.
AACUUUGGUUCGAAUGCCUUGUACGGAUUUAACAUUCAAUAUUACACGCCCACACACACACAUGUACACAGUACAUUACGCGUCUGGUUUCAUUUCAUUCCUCCUUUACCUACGCCAUUCACCAUCAUCAUCCAUAUAUACCCGACACAAAAUUGUGCCAAAUUUGAGCAGAGAAGCGAUUGAUCGUCAUCAGUAUUAACCCUAGAAGUGUCACAAGUGGUUGAUUGGCUAAUCGCCCUUUCAAGAACGCCUCCCGAUACGAUCAUAUUCAUCGCAAUUCAAUCCGGUCCUUCUCCGACUCGGUCUUCAUAGCAAAUUCACAGGAUGUCGUCCGAUCUAGACCGGCAGAUUGCACAGCUAGAGAGAUGCGAGCCAAUCUCUGAAGCUCAAGUCAAGAAUCUAUGCCUAAAGGCGAGAGAGAUUCUGGUAGAAGAAUCCAAUGUCCAACAUGUUGAUGCACCUGUUACAAUCUGUGGGGACAUUCAUGGCCAAUUCUGGGAUCUGAUGGAACUAUUCAAACAUGGAGGACUAUGUCCUAAGACGAACUACCUCUUCAUGGGAGACUUUGUCGAUCGAGGAUUCUACAGUGUGGAAACGUUUCUUUUAUUGCUUGCAUACAAGGUACGCUAUCCGGAUCGGAUCACACUGAUCAGAGGUAAUCACGAAUCUCGGCAGAUCACACAGGUAUACGGAUUCUAUGAUGAAUGCUCGCGGAAGUAUGGUAGUGCAAACGUUUGGAGGUAUUGCUGUGAAGUGUUUGACUAUCUGGCUUUGGGAGCGGUUGUGGAUGGAAGGGUGUUUUGCGUGCAUGGAGGAUUAAGUCCGAGCGUGGCAACAAUAGAUGAAAUACGAUCGAUAGACAGAAAGCAGGAAGUGCCACACGAUGGAGCAAUGUGCGAUCUGCUGUGGUCAGAUCCAGAUGAGAUACAAGGCUGGGGAAUGUCACCUAGAGGUGCAGGAUAUUUGUUCGGAGGGGAUGUUGCGACGCAAUUCGCUCAUACAAAUGAUAUUGACCUAAUAGCCAGAGCACAUCAAUUGGUUUUGGAAGGGUACAAGAUCAUGUUUGAUUCCACAAUCGUAACCGUUUGGAGUGCGCCAAAUUAUUGUUACAGAUGCGGAAAUGUUGCAAGUAUACUUAAAUUGGAUGAUGGAUUGAACCAAAAAUACGAAACCUUUGAUGCCGCUGCUCAGGAAAGCCAAAAUAUACCUUCAAAGCGAUGUGCUCCAGAGUAUUUCCUAUAGACCUUACCGGCAAUGCAAGAGAAAGCUUGAUAAUGGCUUUUAGCACGAUCAAGCUGGACAAUUUACCCUAUUAGAGAGAGAAGACAUGGCCAAAGCAGCCGUGUAGAUGCAGGCAAGCAUCACAUGUAUUAUGUAGCAAAAAAGCGACCCUUUGUCGCACUCACCUCUUUGAUCUUUUUGUACUUCUAGCACAUCCUUCAGUCAAUUUCUAUAUUGAAUCGAUCAUUAUCAGAUUGUAGGUCCUAUCGGAAAAGGUCGCCGCAACCUAAUGUUAAAUGAAGAUUGGCGCUAGAGAGAGUAGGUACGCGGAGAAUGCCUGAGCGUGACUCAGUGUUGCGAAUCUUCUUCCCGGCAUGCAUAUGCGUGUCGAUCAUGAGCAAAGAUAGCAAUUUGACUGCUCAACAAUCUUCCUUUCAACCUUUGAUCACUGAAAUAGGCUCUUACGCAAAGACUGCUUAUCCGGCAUACACU